AAACCAUGCAGCCUCUUUCUCGUUCACACAGGAACCAGUUUCCCAUACCUUUCUUUGGUUUGCCCAUUGUUCUACUAGUCUUCUUGGCUUCUCCCACCAGCUCUUGCACGGAGCAGGAGAAGAGCUCCCUUAUCCAGCUCCUUGAUGGGCUCUUGCAAGACGGCGGCCUCACGGUGUCAUGGCGGAGCGACACAGACUGCUGCAGCUGGGAGGGGAUUGUCUGCAGCCCUGAUAGGAGGGUCACUGAUGUUGUGUUGGCUUCUCACGGCCUUGAGGGGCCCAUCUCGCCAUUCCUUGGCAACCUCACCGGCCUGUUACGUCUCAACCUGUCGCACAACUCACUGUCCGGUGGCUUGCCACUGGAAUUGGUAUCAUCCAGCAGCAUCAUUGUCCUUGACGUCAGUUUCAACCGCUUGACAGGAGCUCUGCACGAACUACAAUCUUCAGCCCCUGACCGACCUCUGCAGGUACUGAAUAUCUCGAGCGACUUACUUACAGGACCAUUUCCAUCCACAAUAUGGAAGACAAUAGAUAAUCUGAUAGCACUCAAUGCCAGUAAUAACAGCUUUACUGGGCCGAUACCAAGUGAUUUGUGCAAUAGUUCACCAUUCUUCGCUGUGCUUGACCUCUGUUUCAACAAAUUCAGUGGCAGCAUUCCCCCAGGGCUUGGUUAUUGCUCCAUGCUGAGAGUGCUCAGGGCCGGCUACAACAACCUCAGUGGAACACUGCCAGAUGAGCUCUUUAAUGCGACCUCGCUGGAAUACCUCUCUUUUCCUAACAAUGAUUUACAUGGUGUUCUUGAUAGUGCUCGCAUGAUACGCCUCAGAAAUCUACGAAUCCUUGAUCUUGGGUGGAAUAACUUCAAUGGCAGUAUUCCAGAUUCUGUAGGUCAGCUCAAGAGAUUAGAGAAGUUCCAAUUGGGCCACAACAACCUGUCAGGGGAACUACCAUCGACUCUGAGCAACUGCACAAAUCUCAAAACAAUUGACCUCAAGAGCAACAAAUUUAGUGGAGGACUAAGCAAGGUCAAUUUCUCCAACCUGCGCAAUCUAAAAACUUUAGAUCUUUGGUCAGACAACUUCACAGGUACAAUUCCUGAAAGCAUGUACUCAUGCAGUAAUCUGACUGCACUGCGGCUAUCUAGCAACAACUUACAUGGGCAGCUCUCUUCGAAAAUAAGCAAUCUGAAGUAUCUCUCCUUCUUGUCACUUGGUAAAAAUAAUUUCACAAACAUUACAAAUGCCCUUCAGAUCCUUAAGAGCAGCAAGAACAUUAGCACCCUGCUUCUUGGGUACAUCUUCAAAGGAGAGAUAAUGCCACAGGAUGAUAAAAUUGAUGGUUUCGAGAAUCUUCAAGUUUUGGACACUGGAGAAUGCAAAUUGUCGGGAAAAAUACCUCUAUGGAUAUCAAGGCUCACAAAAUUGGAGAUGUUAGUUUUAAGAGGCAACCAACUAACUGGCCCAAUACCAGGCUGGUUUAAGUCCCUAAGCCAACUCUUCUUUAUGGAUGUGUCAAGCAACCAUCUUACAGGAGAAAUCCCAUUAACCUUGAUGGAGAUGCCAAUGCUAAAAUCAACUGAUAACUCAAGCCAUUUGGGCCCAAGGGUCUUCAAGCUGCCUGUUUAUACUGGCCCACUACUUCAAUACCUUGUGGUUACAUCUUUCCCAGUAGUAUUAAAUCUAAGCAACAACAACUUCACAGGUGUGAUUCCCCCACAGAUUGGUCAGUUGAAAGUUCUUGUUGCACUUGAUUUCAGCUUCAACAAGCUAUCAGGACAGAUCCCAAAAUCAGUAAGAAAUCUCACAAACCUGCAGAUCCUAGACUUGUCCAACAACAAUCUCACAGGUGCAAUCCCAGCUGCAUUGAACAAUCUACACUUCCUUGCAGCGUUUAAUGUUUCUGACAAUGAUCUAGAAGGUCCUAUUCCGUCUGGAGGCCAGUUUAACACAUUUGGGACUUCUAGCUUUGAUGGGAAUACAAAACUCUGCGGGUCUAUGCUCAUUCACAAAUGUGGUUCCGCAGAAGCACCUAGGGACACUAUUCUGUCAACAAAACAAACUGAUUACAAGGUGGCUUUCGCGAUUGCCUUCAGUGCGUUCUUUGGUGUAGGGGUGUUGUAUGAUCAAAUAGUCCUAUCGGGGCAUUUUGGCUAGUAGUACUCCAAUUUACGUAUCUGUUUAUGUCAACUUUGAUCAGGUUAGGUUGCUAUCCAGGUUUAGCAACAUGUCCAGUAAAUAAGCUUCUGCUCUAGGUAUGAGUCAUAACCUCAUAAUUAGGUCUACAAGACAUUCUAAGAGUAACGGUUAUUCUAUUUCUGGGAGAUGUAAAAGUAUGUAAUGCUGUGGGACUGUUUAAACUGAAGCAAUAUUAAUAAAAUGAAAAGUCGAAAUUCUCAACUCCGCUGUAACUCUUUUCGGAACAGAAAAAUCAAUGUAACCUCAAUUCAUCAUUUCCUUUUGCUUGCUGAACAUUGAGCAAUGCGUAACACUGGAGUCAUGCUAAUUUUUUAGGUAUACGACUAGUACUAGGGCACCGCAAUCUGUGAAACCGUACGAAGCAGAGAACGUCCAAUUUUGUGCAUCCCAAGGUUUUGUGUGCCCACGACGCUAAUCUGUAGCCCAAACUAUACGGCGGUUUACAAUCCGAUUCUCAUAAACUAAGAGUGAUCCAACGACAUCUGUAGCUACGCGCCACGCGCCCCAUUCUCGAUUCGGGCGAUUCUUUUCCCAGCAAGUUAAUUUGCACGACGACGUACCUUGGG
Triticum urartu is the source of this 2761-nucleotide messenger RNA. Its product is annotated as receptor-like protein 2. NCBI's taxonomy places the organism in Eukaryota, Viridiplantae, Streptophyta, Magnoliopsida, Poales, Poaceae. The record is from RefSeq and is a predicted model, not a curated record. Gene Ontology annotation, molecular function: protein binding.